AUGGUUUUGCACGAGCCUGAUCCCACGAUAACUUACUCCAUUGACAUUAGAAAUGGAGGUAGCUCUGUUGGGCGCACCCAGGAGCUUUCGUUGCCCCCCGCCCUUGACGCCUCCACUUCACUUUCUUCCUCCCCUCAGUUUUCGUGUGCUCCCACUCGGCAGCGUCGUCGCCCGUACUUUUUGAGAAUUUGCAUUCACCUUGUGACAUGCAUUAUCCUCCUGGUCUGGUCUCUUGUAUUGUUGCCGAAGCCACCUGUAGUCCGAGGGGCUUUUUGCAACAACACUGAAAUAUCGGCUCCAUACCAAAAGGAGUCGGUGUCUUCCCUUGGAGUUUUCGGUAUUUGUUUCGGUAUCCCAUUCUUCCUUGUAGCCACAGUUGAGCUGCUUUUUUCUGCUGUCCGCUCGACUCGCGAAGAAAGUCAGGAGGAAACAGGCGUAACGCUCUUCAACAGGAAGCUGUCGCGGACGCUUGUUGAUCUCUACAAAUACUGGGGAACCUUAGCUGUCUCACUUAAUCUUACUUUUUUGUUGACAAAUGCGCUGAAGGCGGCGGUCGGGUCACUGCGCCCUCACUUUUUGGACGUUUGCAAACCUGACUGGAGCCAAGUGGCUUGCAAGGACUCCACGGGCGAGAGAUAUGUGUAUGUUGACAACUUCCACUGCACCGGAGAUCCAAAGCUCAUGGAAGAAGCCCGGCGCUCAUUUCCGUCAGGCCACAGCAGCUGCACCGUGUGUGGGAUGCUGUUCGGUGUGCUGUACCUACACUUCAGGUUCUCAAGCCAAAGACAGUCCACAGGCCGCUGUAGUGAGGUGCCUCUGAAGCGUGGUCGAAAGAGUGCCAUUGUGGAACAAGUCUAUUCGGCGUUUCAGGCACUGGUUCCGUUCCUGCAAGCCAUAAUGCUGCUAGUUGCUUUGUAUGUACCAGCAACUCGAGUGCGGGAGAACUUCCACCACGGCAGGGACGUUGCUGCGGGGAUGGCAAUCGGUGUUCUUAGCACACUCUAUGGCUUUUUCCUUGUCUUGAAUGUAAAUGGUCGUUAG
Eimeria necatrix is the source of this 1041-nucleotide messenger RNA. RefSeq lists its product as hypothetical. The record is from RefSeq and is a predicted model, not a curated record. Gene Ontology annotation, molecular function: phosphatidate phosphatase activity. The coding region runs from base 1 to 1041 and encodes 346 amino acids. Gene Ontology annotation, biological process: phospholipid dephosphorylation; phospholipid metabolic process; signal transduction. The transcript has a single exon. Lineage: Eukaryota; Apicomplexa; Conoidasida; Eucoccidiorida; Eimeriidae.